ACCUGCCAUAAAAUUUACCUGUUUAACCUGCCCCCACCUGCCCAAACCCAACCCCCAUCUGAACUACCUUGCUACACAGAGCAAGCUCAGUUCCUUGUUCAAAUAAGCUAACUUUCUAUUUAAGGGAGCGAGGGAGAGUGACAACCUAGCAACUGGCACUGGCGUGUGAAAUUUAUUUUUGUCAUUUAUUUACUUUUAAACCUAAAUAUUUGGAUUAGGUGUGUGCCGCUUUUGUCGUGUAUCCUGUUCCCCUCCCUAAACUUUGAAUGCUUGAGUUGGACACGAGACUCAACGUUGUGUAGUGGCACCAUUGAUGGGCCAUAGAAUGAAGUCAAACGAGGCUUACAACUUUGUAUUUAAAGUGGUUCUGAUUGGAGAGUCUGGCGUAGGCAAGAGUAACCUGCUUUCCCGCUUCGCCAAGAACGAGUUUAACCAUGACAGUCGUACCACAAUUGGGGUAGAGUUCAGUACACGUACAGUCCAGCUGAACGGUCUCACCAUCAAGGCCCAGAUAUGGGAUACAGCAGGCCUGGAGCGUUACAGAGCCAUCACUUCUGCCUAUUACAGAGGUGCAGUUGGGGCACUUUUGGUCUAUGACGUUACCAAGCACCUGACCUAUGAGAGCGUGGAGCGCUGGCUAAAGGAGCUGUACGACCAUGCGGACCCCCACAUUGUAGUCAUGCUAGUUGGCAACAAGUCUGACCUGGUGUCAGAGCGUUCAGUGCCCACAGAGGAAGCCAAGGACUUUGCAGAGAAGAAAGGCCUGCUAUUCCUCGAGACUUCAGCCUUGGAGUCUACAAAUGUUGAGGCCGCUUUCAAUGACGUUCUUUCAGUAAACCUAUCCCAGGGGGUUCAUAUUGCAUGGUGAGUAAAAUAAUUAUGGUCCUGGAUGAUGGAGCAAAUGUGCAGAGAUAAGAAGAUAGGUCUUAUAGUAACUGCUAUCCGUGGUGUACAAGCACAACAAUUAUAAAUUCAGUCAAAUUUACUCACAAUAAAUACAUGUGGCCCAAUAUCAUGGUAGUUGACAAUUUAGCAAUAAUCUGCAAGCUGAAAUGAGAAGAAACAUGUUUUGACAUGAAUUUACAUUGCCAAACACUGGUUGUGUCACUAGUUCAGUUGUGUCAGUAGCUUUUUGUGCUGCAACCAUUUUGAUUACAUGUCUGAGAAGUUUGUAGAGUAAUCACUAAUCAGUUUAUGUUUUCCCCUUC
Osmerus eperlanus (European smelt) is the source of this 1208-nucleotide messenger RNA. It is a transcript of the gene rab25b, whose product is annotated as RAB25, member RAS oncogene family b. Gene Ontology annotation, biological process: exocytosis. The record is from RefSeq and is a predicted model, not a curated record. Gene Ontology annotation, cellular component: Golgi apparatus; recycling endosome. Gene Ontology annotation, molecular function: GTPase activity; GTP binding. Bases 314 to 868 code for a protein of 184 amino acids. NCBI's taxonomy places the organism in Eukaryota, Metazoa, Chordata, Actinopteri, Osmeriformes, Osmeridae. The transcript is spliced from 5 exons.